UUUCAUUUAUUUCUAAUUGUAUUCCUCGAAGAGCAGACCUCAAAUCUAAUCUCUCUGUAAUUUUACAAUCUCAAAAACUCUGUUAAAAUCUUUGUUUUUAAGCUCAUCAAAUUCAGUCUCUUAAAUUUCUUGAAAUAAUAAAGAUCCGUAACAAAUUGUGAGAGAUCAGAGGUACUAUUUUAUAGCUGUUCUUGUUCAUAGUUAGUGUUUUUAAUCAUCUGGGUAUUGCUUAUUUUACGUGUUUGAAUCUUUAAAGUGUUAAAUUUGUGAACUUGGGUUAGUUUGGUAAUGUGGGUAUUGUUCAAGGGUCUGAUUUGGGUGUUUUAGAUUAAGUUUAAUGAGACGCCGCACUGCGGCGAGUGUUCCAUUUGAUCAAAUGGAUAAAGGGUCUGGUAAAAAUCAUCAGAAUAGGCUUUGUUUAUUGGUGUCUUUAUCAGCAUUUUUUUGGAUUGUGUUGCUAUACUUUCAUUUUGCUGUUUUAGGCAGUAGUAGUAGUAAUGUUGAUGAAUCUGUUAUACUAGAGUCUCAUCCGUUAAACUCUGGAUCGCAAACUCCGUCCUUUGUUACGGAUGCUCGUGUUGUAAACACCCCGUCGAAGAGUACUCCUUCGAUAAGCACGGGAUCGGAGACAUCGAAAAUUAAUCCUAGUGGUAGCAGCAUUAGUGGUAGUGAGAAGAGGGAUAAGUUUCAGUUUAUGAGGGCUUUGAGGACUAUUGAGAAUAAGAGUGAUUCGUGUGGCGGGAGGUAUAUUUAUGUUCAUGAUUUGCCUCCUAGAUUUAAUGAGGAUAUGUUGAAGGAGUGUAGGAGUUUGAGUCUUUGGACUAAUAUGUGUAAGUUCAUGACUAAUGCUGGGAUGGGACCUCCAUUGGAGAAUGUUGAAGGAGUGUUUUCGAAUACGGGGUGGUACGCGACGAAUCAGUUUGCGGUGGAUGUGAUAUUUAGUAAUAGGAUGAAGCAGUAUGAGUGUUUGACGAAUGAUUCUUCGAUUGCUGCCGCAAUUUUUGUGCCGUUUUAUGCUGGGUUUGACAUUGCGAGGUAUCUUUGGGGGUAUAAUAUCUCAACGAGGGAUUCUGCUUCCCUUGCUUUAGUUGAUUGGCUUAUGAAGAGGCCGGAGUGGGGAAUUAUGGGAGGCAAGGAUCAUUUCCUAGUAGCGGGGAGGAUAACGUGGGAUUUUAGGAGGUUGUCUGAAGAAGAAACAGAUUGGGGCAAUAAACUGCUGUUUUUGCCAGCUGCAAAGAAUAUGUCGAUGCUUGUGGUUGAAUCGAGUCCGUGGAAUGCCAAUGAUUUUGGCAUUCCUUAUCCAACCUAUUUUCAUCCGGCAAAGGAUGAUGAUGUUUUCAUUUGGCAAAAGCGAAUGAGGAACUUGGAGAGGAAAUGGCUUUUCUCUUUUGCUGGGGCACCACGCCCUGACAACCCUAAGUCGAUUAGAGGCCAGAUUAUAGAUCAGUGUAAGCAAUCAAAGGUGGGCAAGCUGUUAGAAUGUGAUUUUGGGGAGAGCAAAUGUCAUUCUCCAAGCAGCAUAAUGCAGAUGUUCCAGAGUUCGCUUUUCUGCUUACAGCCCCAGGGUGAUUCUUACACACGUAGGUCUGCUUUUGAUUCUAUGUUGGCAGGUUGCAUUCCUGUUUUCUUUCAUCCUGGAUCAGCUUAUACGCAAUAUACUUGGAAUCUGCCGAAGGACUAUAACACUUAUUCAGUGUUUAUUCCGGAAGACGAUAUCCGUAAACGAAAUGUUAGCAUAGAGGAAAGGCUUAGUCAGAUUCCGCCUGAGCAGGUGAAGAUGUUGAGGGAGAAUGUUAUUAAUCUCAUUCCAAGGAUUAUAUAUGCAGAUCCGCGCUCGAAAUUGGAGACUCUCAAAGACGCAUUUGAUGUAGCUGUCCAGGCAGUCAUCGACAAAGUCACUAGGUUGAGACGGAACAUUGUUGAAGGGCGUACAGAAUAUGAUAAUUUUGUGGAGGAGAAUAGCUGGAAAUAUGCAUUGCUCGAAGAAGGGCAACGUGAGGUGGGAGGUCAUGAGUGGGAUCCUUUCUUCUCAAAACCGAAGGAUGGCAAUAGCGAUUCCGGUGGUUCAUCAGCAGAAGCUGCUAAAAAUUCAUGGAAAAAUGAACAGAGAGAUCACCAUGAAAACAAGGUGACUAUGUAGCAAUAGAAGUUAAGAGCAACUUCAAAUGCAAAACAAAGAUGUCAAAACCAUACUGCGCAUCUCGGAUUCAAUAGCCAGGUACCGAUCCUUUUGUGUAGGCCUUGCAUGUGAAUUCAUUGUAGAAAUUACCAUAAAGUUAGAAUCCAAGUUGCUUGUUCCAACCAGUAGAAUAAAGUCAUAUUCUGCUUUGAAUAUACUCGUAUAAUAUAAAAUUUUCCGACAUGGAAAUUUUUCUCA
Messenger RNA from Mercurialis annua (annual mercury), 2377 nucleotides. Its product is annotated as xyloglucan galactosyltransferase MUR3. Lineage: Eukaryota; Viridiplantae; Streptophyta; Magnoliopsida; Malpighiales; Euphorbiaceae. Gene Ontology annotation, molecular function: glycosyltransferase activity. The transcript has a single exon. The coding region runs from base 338 to 2140 and encodes 600 amino acids. The record is from RefSeq and is a predicted model, not a curated record.